Penaeus monodon (black tiger shrimp) is the source of this 2917-nucleotide messenger RNA. Its product is annotated as phosphatidylinositol 4,5-bisphosphate 5-phosphatase A-like. Gene Ontology annotation, biological process: phosphatidylinositol dephosphorylation. Gene Ontology annotation, cellular component: plasma membrane; ruffle; cytoplasm. NCBI's taxonomy places the organism in Eukaryota, Metazoa, Arthropoda, Malacostraca, Decapoda, Penaeidae. The transcript has 10 exons. The coding region runs from base 443 to 1714 and encodes 423 amino acids. Gene Ontology annotation, molecular function: phosphatidylinositol-4,5-bisphosphate 5-phosphatase activity. The record is from RefSeq and is a predicted model, not a curated record.
UCUAAAUCUGGGGUUGGUUAUAAUGUAAUAAGUCAGGGAGAUAAGUGAGAGAGAGAAAAAAAAUCGUAAUUGGUUCAGAGGAAAGCUGCACCUUGGGGCUUUUGCGUCACGCUCGAACGUGAUCUCCACCCCGUAUUUCGGCUUAGCAUUGAUCCUAUACGCCGGGAUUUGCCUUUGAAUAGAGUUAAAGCCGUGAUGUAAUAUAGUACGUUAAGUCUUCGUAAAUAUGAAACCGAUCAGUAACUGAACCGAGAAUGUGAAGAUACGAUAUAGUGCGAGGUACUCGAACGCGAUCAGCUGUGUUUACACCUGCUUGUCACAAGGCUCGGUUCCUCAAGACCAAGCAUCUCCUUUAGUUUAUGGACUGCCAUUUACUCCGUGGGCAAGCAUUGACCGUAGAUUGGGUUUGCAGGCAGCAUUCCUAAGAGAGUUCUCCUGAAAUAUGGAUACGAUAAGCAUGUGUUGCAUAACUUGGAAUGUGGAGACAGGAUGGCCGGAGCAAGACUUACAUAAUCUCCUGGGAAUAAGGAAAGAUCCAGUUAUAAAGCGUGAAUCGGAUGACCUGUUGCCAGAUAUAUAUGUAGUGAGUUUGCAGGAGGUCAAGUCCCAGCCACAAAAUGUAGUGAUGGAUGCUUUAUUUGAGGAGCCUUGGACUCUUGCCUUCCGAGAAGUUGUGGGACCCCAUGACUAUGUGAAGAUUAGUACCGAGCGUCUUCAGGGAUUAGUCACGACCAUCUAUGUCAAGCGGAAACAUGUGCACCACAUGCGUGACAUUCAUACCUCUGUCACUAGAACUGGAUUUGGUGGGUUAUGGGGAAACAAAGGAGCUGCAAGUAUUAGGUUCAUGCUAUAUGGCUGUUCUGUAUGUGUUGUCAACUGUCAUUUAGCGGCACACGACAGUGGCUACAAGGAACGGGUCGAAAAUUUCAAUGCGAUUAUCGAUUACUCCACCUUCCCAGUACCAGAAACUAGCAACAUUCUUUUCCACGACUAUGUCUUCUGGAUGGGUGACCUGAACUUCCGUUUUGAAAGCCACUUAACAGGGGAAGAAAUUGUCCAACUAAUAAAAGCCGGUGACUGGGGAAGCCUGAUGGAAGUAGAUGAGCUAAUUAAGGCUCAGAAGAGUGGAGAUGCCUUUUCAAUGUUAAAGGAAGAAAGGUUAUCCUUCCCACCAACUUAUAAAUAUAAGGAAGGAACUUCCACAUAUGAUUUAGCGAGAAGACCCGCCUGGACUGACCGCAUCCUCCACCAAGUCCACGUGGAUGCCUAUGAAAAUGUGAAACUUGGAGUGGAGCAGUCAGCUUAUACUCAUUCUGGCUCCUAUACUCAGUCAGAUCAUAAACCAGUCAAAGCCAAUUUUAGGAUCAAGGUAUUUGCCAACCAUGAGGAAAGGUGUGUACGAUUCACCUGCAUAGGAACAUGGUUGGUAGGUGAAGGUGGCCCAGUGAAGUUCACUAUAGACUCAGAUGUUGUAACUUCAACCUGGGACUACGUAGCUCUCUACAAGGCUGACUUUACAUGUAUGCAACAAUACAUCACAUACAUGUAUGUUCCUCAGCCAUCUCCAGGAUCUGGACAACGAACCUUUCAGAUGGUGUUCAACGAUGAGCUCCUCCAACACCCAGGGAUGUACCGCCUCUUAUAUUACUCUGGCAAAUACAGCAGCUAUCUAGGAAUGAGUGAUCCAUUCCCAGUCCUCACGCGCCAGGAUUAGCUGCUAUUUUAUUGGCAGAGUAUCAAGUGUAAACAUUUAUAAUUUCGCAAUAUCUCUGAGGCUCGUGAGACCUAGAUACCUGUCAGAUCUGGUGUAGAAGGAGAUGUACAUCUUCCACAACCAAAACAGUAAAUGAUUCUGGUGUGAUUAUUUUAUCUGAGAAGUUUUAUAUUUUGUGCAAUAUUUAUAUAGAGUGUUAGCUCUCUACCAUAGCCUUAAUUCAUUUUGGAAUUGUUAUUUUGGAUUUGGUGAACUAUCAACAGUUGAAAUGGGUAAAUGAUAAUAUAAUUUAUAAUACAAGGUUUCUGGAAUUAAUAAUAUCAUGAUUGCACAAUAGUUACUAUUACAUCUAAUGUGAAUAUGAAAUUUAGGGGGUAUAUUGAGUACAUUCAGACCAGGAGGAAAUGUAGGCUCAUGCAUGCUGUGUCCACUGUGUUCGUAAUUUAUUAAUUUUGUUUACACUCGAGUGCUUAGUCACAGUGGAGUCAGUUAUUGAUCUCACCCAAUUCCUUGAACUUUAAUUUUAUUACCAUUAGUAUUGUUAAUAACAUAAUGAUAUGAAUAAGGUCAAUGAUAAUGAAUGUGUUAUCACAGAUUAAAAAAUAUAUAUCCCCAAAAGUCAAGGAAUUUGAAUAAAGUCAGGCAAACCUAGUACUAGACUCCUAGGUGACUAAGCAGUUCUAGAGCCACUUAUGUGUAAACAAAAUUGACAAAACAAAACUACAGUAGACUCUUUAUGUAACCUGAGUCCAUUGGGUUAGUACUGAUAUUCCAGCAAGUAGAUAAAAUUGCAUCUUUAUUCCUGUUAAAAAUCCCGAAUAGCAUGUGUGUGCGUGUGUGUGUCUGUUUAAAUAUCAAUCAGUUUAACAUGUGUGUUCAUUUUAGUUCAUGAAAGUAGAAAUAUAAUUAAAUGUUUGUAUAAGAAUGAUUGAUAUAUUAGUCUGUUAUUAACUCUUGUUUCUAUCUUUCUCUUUUUUCCUAUCUGUUAUAGAAUGUGUCUUUUUCUGUCUUUAUCAAAGAUUUUUUUCAGAGGAGUUAGCAUAAACAUUUGUAUUUGUUAAAAUCAAGUUACUGUUUUGUAGUGUAACAUUUAUGAUGAUCAAACUCAGAGAGAGACAGACAGACAGACAGACAGACAGACAGACAGACAGACAGACAGACAGACAGACAGACAGACAGACAGACAGACAGACAGACUCUGUG